CAUAAGACUGAGAGCUACGGCCACGGCAGGGAUACGCGGAGCCGGGACUUGGAAACUUGAUUAUUGUGAUUCUUCUUGUUGAGGGCUGUGAAAUUUGCUUUAUUUUUUUUCCGGAGAGAAAGUUUUUGGAAGGAUUCUUCUAGAUACUUCUUCAUUUUACUUUGGAGGAAGCGACUUUUUCGUCCUCUUUAUUACUCCCCUCCCCCCGUGGGACCCGCCGGACGCGUGAAGACCGCACUGAAGCAGAUUCUAUAUAACGGGACAGUGCUUUCUGUUCCUGGGGGAGCGAUCCCCCCUCGCCCCCGAGUCCUAAGGAGCCUGGACUUUCAGGAGGCACAGCGGCAUCCUCUGGGGGCCUGGGCACCGCCGAAGGACUACACUGAAACUUUGCCAUUGUUGGAGCGGGACGCUGUCCCCUCCCAGAGCUUCCCCGGACAGCGCACUUUGGGGACUCACUCAUCUCACUCCGGACUCGCACCUUACUUCCCCCACCCGGCCAUAGCCUUGGCUUCCCGGCGACCUCAGCGUGGUCACAGGGCCCCCCCUGUGCCCAGGGAAAUGUUUCAGGCUUUCCCCGGAGACUACGACUCCGGCUCCCGGUGCAGCUCCUCACCUUCUGCCGAGUCUCAGUAUCUAUCUUCGGUGGACUCCUUCGGCAGUCCACCCACCGCCGCCGCCUCCCAGGAGUGCGCCGGUCUCGGGGAAAUGCCCGGUUCCUUCGUGCCCACGGUCACCGCGAUCACAACCAGCCAGGACCUCCAGUGGCUUGUGCAACCCACCCUCAUCUCUUCCAUGGCCCAGUCCCAGGGGCAGCCACUGGCCUCCCAGCCCCCAGUUGUCGACCCUUACGACAUGCCAGGAACCAGCUACUCCACACCAGGCAUGAGUGGCUACAGCAGUGGCGGAGCUAGUGGCAGUGGCGGGCCUUCCACCAGUGGAACCACCAGUGGACCUGGGCCUGCCCGCCCGGCGCGAGCCCGGCCUAGAAGACCCCGAGAGGAGACGCUUACCCCGGAGGAAGAGGAGAAGCGAAGGGUUCGCCGGGAACGGAACAAGCUGGCGGCAGCUAAGUGUAGGAACCGUCGAAGGGAGCUGACAGACCGACUCCAGGCGGAGACAGAUCAGCUGGAGGAAGAAAAGGCAGAGCUGGAGUCGGAGAUCGCCGAGCUCCAAAAGGAGAAGGAGCGUCUGGAGUUUGUGCUGGUGGCCCACAAACCGGGCUGCAAGAUCCCCUACGAAGAGGGGCCUGGGCCCGGCCCGCUGGCGGAGGUGAGAGAAUUGCCGGGGUCAGCAUCCGCUAAGGAAGAUGGUUUCAGCUGGCUGCUGCCGCCCCCGCCACCACCGCCCCUGCCCUUCCAGACCAGCCAAGACGCAGCCCCCAACCUGACAGCUUCUCUCUUUACACACAGUGAAGUUCAAGUCCUCGGCGACCCCUUCCCCGUUGUUAACCCUUCGUACACUUCCUCGUUUGUCCUCACCUGCCCGGAGGUCUCCGCGUUCGCCAGCGCCCAACGCCCCAGCGGUAGUGACCAGCCUUCCGACCCCCUGAACUCGCCCUCCCUUCUUGCUCUGUGAACUCUUUAGAAACACAAAACAAACAAACACACAAGGGAGAGAGAUUUGGAAGAGGAGGAGGAGGAGAGAGAGGGGAAGAGACAAAGUGGGUGUGUGGCCUCCCUGGCUCUUCUGUGUGACUCUGCCGCCGCCGCCGUGCCACUGCCAUCGGACAGGAGGACUCCUUGCGUUUUGUGCUGCCUCUUGUUUCUGUGCCCCGGCAAGGCCGGAGAGCUGGUGACUUUGGGGACAAGGGGUGGGAAGGGGAUGGGCACGCCCAGCUAGCUGCCUGUUGACCCUCUCACCUCAACCCAGCCUCUGGGGAAGGGUGGG
This is a messenger RNA of Lemur catta (Ring-tailed lemur), 1887 nucleotides long. It is a transcript of the gene FOSB, whose product is annotated as FosB proto-oncogene, AP-1 transcription factor subunit. The transcript is spliced from 4 exons. Gene Ontology annotation, molecular function: DNA-binding transcription factor activity, RNA polymerase II-specific; RNA polymerase II cis-regulatory region sequence-specific DNA binding. The record is from RefSeq and is a predicted model, not a curated record. NCBI's taxonomy places the organism in Eukaryota, Metazoa, Chordata, Mammalia, Primates, Lemuridae. Gene Ontology annotation, biological process: regulation of transcription by RNA polymerase II. Gene Ontology annotation, cellular component: nucleus. The coding region runs from base 559 to 1575 and encodes 338 amino acids.